Messenger RNA from Cloeon dipterum, 998 nucleotides. RefSeq lists its product as uncharacterized. Gene Ontology annotation, cellular component: nucleosome. Lineage: Eukaryota; Metazoa; Arthropoda; Insecta; Ephemeroptera; Baetidae. The coding region runs from base 327 to 806 and encodes 159 amino acids. Gene Ontology annotation, molecular function: structural constituent of chromatin; protein heterodimerization activity; DNA binding. The transcript has 5 exons. The record is from RefSeq and is a predicted model, not a curated record.
CCACCAACCACCACCAGUAGAUGGUAGCACUUGACGUUACGCGCGCACAACCUCCGUUCUCCCGGUCCCUGCAUUGGCCUUGCCUUUUUCUUUUUGAGCGUCAAAAAUUCAAAACAUCAUCAACAGAUUAAAAGUUUCGGCUGUUUGGCGGUGUACCUGCGUCCGACGUCCGACUGUAUGUAACUUAUAUGCUGAUUUUGAGCUGUGUUCCUUGCUGGUUGCUUGGUAUUUGGUUGUGUGAAAUUGGAAGUAUUCGGCGACUGAAGACGGAACCAAACGAGGCACUCAUAUAAUUUUCCUAAGCUAAGAAAUUUAAAAUUUCUAGAAUGGUUCGCUCGAAGAGCCAAGUUAGGGCAUCCAGCAUGUCCCCUGUUAAGAGAAAGGCGAAAAAGACAGAAGCGAAUGCACUUCAUCCAGCUCUAGCUGCUCCACCAUCGUAUGUGGGAAAAAAGAAAUCAGUUCAAAGAAACAAAAUGCCAGGACUGAAAAGAAAAUCAAAGAAGCCUUACAGGCCUGGUGCAAAGGCGCUACAGGAGAUCAAAUUGAUGCAGCGUUCGACCAACUUGUUAAUUCCUAAACUUCCAUUCAGCAGAAUUGUGAGAGAAGUCAUGAUGAAUUUCACAGGCCGAGACUUGAGAAUCACAACUGAAGCCCUUUCGGCGCUGCAAGAGAGUGCUGAGGCGUACCUUACCCAAUUCUUCGAAGAUGCCAAUCUCCUGUCAAUUCAUGCAAAGCGAGUAACACUCAUGGCACCAGACAUCAUUCUACUCAAACGACUAAGAGGUCGCCUUGACCCGUGUAAUUAAGUGAUCUCAAUUAUUGUAACGUGUUGUACAGUUAUGUGUUGCCCGUUAAAUAAGUGCUAGUUUUUCAGUUUGUAAACAGUUGUAAGUCCUUUGUAAUAAUGAUAUUUUUGUAAAAAUGGUUAAGCUUCCCCGAAAAUUGGAAAGUCAAGUUUGGCAAUUGCUGCGCAAAAGAAAUACACAAAAUAUAAAGCA